Messenger RNA from Diaporthe batatas, 1372 nucleotides. RefSeq lists its product as uncharacterized. The transcript has 2 exons. Bases 108 to 1193 code for a protein of 361 amino acids. NCBI's taxonomy places the organism in Eukaryota, Fungi, Ascomycota, Sordariomycetes, Diaporthales, Diaporthaceae. The record is from RefSeq and is a predicted model, not a curated record.
GACGUUCCCUUUUUGGCUCGGAGCUGCCCCCCAGUUUCACCUCACCCCAUCACGUCGCCUGACCCAACCUGACUUCAGCUUGCCCAGACAUUCUAUCAGCCCUAGCCAUGACAGAACUUGAUGGAGAUCCCAACAUCCCCCUGGAGUCUGCCCGCAGAAACGCAGACAGCCUCGGAAUCAACUACGAUGCCCUCCCGACGAUGCCCUUCUGGGGCCCCUUGUUUGGGAAGACAUCCGACUACCUGAAGACAAGAGUCGCAGCCAAGGUCAUGACUUCCUCGGCCUCUGUUGGGAGAGAACUCACACAGUCUGAAAAGGAUGCCAUGUCACACCACUUUGCAAAACUGGUUAUUACCACCGCAUAUACGUCGCCACUUGCGGUAGCAGCAACAUUUGCAAUGGAGCGGACUACGCGUCCCACGUUUGGCUUCCCCUUCUACACCCCAAAGCCGCCAAAGUUCAACUCCCAAAAGUUUCCCGGCCUACCCGAAGGUAGAGCAUCGCAUUUAGCAUGGCAAGCAACGCGGGUAUUCGCGUGGUACGCUGCCAGCAAGAUUGUGAUCAGUCUUUUUGUGACUUCUUAUGCAAUAUCCGUGUACUCGGCCAAUUCGGGCACUGAUAACAGGCUUGAGGCCUAUCGGAGGGAGAUAGCCCGUCGUGCAGGCGCCGCAAUGAGAGGCGGGCGGCCGCCCAAUAUCCCGAAUCUGCCUCCCAUGCAACCGCAGCAGCAAUUUCCACAACAGAGCUGGCAAGAUCCAGCUCCAGCAACAGAAUCAGUCGGCUGGGCGAGCUCAGAACAACCUGAAAAGGCAGCGUCAACGCCUUCGCCAAGGCCAUGGACUGCGACACAGAAUUCACAGGCCGGGCGGCAGGAUUCAUACAACCAGGAAUCAUACGUGUUCGACGAUGCCUCGCCUGUAGCACCAUCGGAACAGAGCAGCUAUCCACCCCAAGGUUCAAGUCAACAAGGCGGUUCCGCUUGGGACAGGAUUCGGGGCCAAGCACAAGCCGCACGCGGCCAGCCGGGCUCCUGGGCAAAGAAGCGCCAGGAUGAGAUGACCUCCCGGGGUGCCCAAGAUGGAACAUCCUACACCUAUCCAACAGAGGCUGAAGAGAAAGUGUACGCAGCGAAACAGGCUCAGAAGGAGUUCGACGAAAUGCUUGAGAGAGAGCGGCGAGGCCAAGGCCGUUAAGGCGGCGUACGUAGCGAUAGUACCUCAUCAUCAUGUGAGCCACUGUCAUGUGAAUUCAUAUCGUAUGCCCUGUACUUCGAGCAUCGUGAUUUCUAAUGACAUGGUGCUGGCUGCCGUAUUCUGGUCCGGUCAGAGAUAAUUGACUGUUGGUAGUCACUCUUGAAUUAAUGGCACUUGGG